UCCCUAAUUGAGUUCAACUGUGCAAACACUCUUCUCUUCUGUAUCUCUUCUCCUCAGCCACCCCGAAAUUACAUAACCUAUCGCCAAACAAAUUCCAUUUUCAGCCAGAGAAAGAGAUCUUGAGGAGAAAAGAGGAAGAAGAGUCAAAGGAAAUGUCAUUGAGAGGUGUAUGGCAACUGCAAAAGCUGAUUGUGAGUUUCUGUAACUGGGGUGGCAGUAGCAGGGGCAUCAGGGCAUUUAUGGAAUCUCAUUUGCCUGCUUUUAGAGAGAAGAAUCCCCAGCUUGAGGUGGUCACUGAACUAAAUCGUGGUUAUCAUCCGUUUCUGAAAGGAUUUUAUAAAAACAAAAACGAGCGGGUUGUCUGCGUCAAGAAUAUGAGUCCAGAGGACAUACUCCAAUCUGCUACUAGGCUAAGAAAUUCACAAGGAAGAAAGGUGGUGAAGCUGAAGACAAGGCAUGUAACCAAGCAUCCUAGUGUUCAAGGGACGUGGGCAACAGACUUGAAGAUGUGAUGAACAAACCAAUGCUUGGUUUUAGAAUUCCCAUUGUUCGCUUCCUUAUCAGGACCUGGUGGGUGAAAAUAUAGACUCUUUGACAUCCUUUGAGUAGCUCUAUCAAGCUAGCAGCACUCGCUUUUGGUAUUUAAUAUUACAUGAUCAGAUAGAAACUGUAGGAUCGAUGGGUGAUGUUCUUCUGCUAUGUUUUCUCAGGCAACCAGAGCUUUAUAUGGACCUUUUUCAUCUAUUCUCCCCAUCCUGUUCCUCGUCUUCUACCAAGGAUUCAAGCUUUCAAAAGUUGAAUAUCAUUGAUAGGUGGAAGAUUUUGGUUGUUUUUACUUUUUAUCUGAAGGGAUGACAAAAUGUAGCUUUCAUCAGGUUGUCAAUGCUUUUCAAAUGUUUACAAACUUGGUAUUUGGACAAGCCUUCUGGAGGAAAUUCAGAAAGAUAAAUAUUGUUUUC
Sesamum indicum (sesame) is the source of this 959-nucleotide messenger RNA. Its product is annotated as mitochondrial ribosomal protein L51/S25/CI-B8 family protein. Gene Ontology annotation, cellular component: mitochondrial large ribosomal subunit. Gene Ontology annotation, biological process: mitochondrial translation. Lineage: Eukaryota; Viridiplantae; Streptophyta; Magnoliopsida; Lamiales; Pedaliaceae. The record is from RefSeq and is a predicted model, not a curated record. Gene Ontology annotation, molecular function: structural constituent of ribosome.